GGAAGAAAAUAUUGAGAAAAACAAUGAAAUUAAGAAAGAAGAUAUUGUUGAUGAAGAAAUGGAAGAUGUUUUAAAAGAAUUUUUUGAUAAUAUUGGAGAAGCUAUAACUAGUACUCCUAUUCCGGGGGAAAAGCUUCAGGAGUUGCAGGCACAGGCUAUUGCAAUGGAUGAUGAGAUGAACAAUCUUCUUAAGAACAUCCCAAUCGAUCAUACCCCUUUAACUCACACUUUGUAAUUUAAUUUUUCAACUACUAAUAAUUUUUUUCAUUUUAAUUAUUUUCCUUGUAAUGGAAUCUCUUAAUUUUUCAAGUAAAGAUUUAAAAUUAAAAUUACCUUUUGGCUUAAUUAUUUCUGGCCCUAGUUCAAGUGGUAAGAGUACUUUUCUUCUCAAAUUCAUUUCCCAAGCCGCUGAUCUUAUACACCCUCCACCAAAAAGUACUCUCUACUGUUUUGGUGAAAUGAGCAGCAUUGUUCCCAAACUUCAAAGAUCGGGCGUUAGUGUUUAUGCCGGUGUAC
This is a messenger RNA of Meloidogyne enterolobii, 516 nucleotides long. Lineage: Eukaryota; Metazoa; Nematoda; Chromadorea; Rhabditida; Meloidogynidae. The record is from the annotation of a GenBank genome assembly.